This is a messenger RNA of Andrographis paniculata, 1075 nucleotides long. RefSeq names its product glycine-rich protein 2-like. The record is from RefSeq and is a predicted model, not a curated record. The transcript has a single exon. NCBI's taxonomy places the organism in Eukaryota, Viridiplantae, Streptophyta, Magnoliopsida, Lamiales, Acanthaceae. Gene Ontology annotation, molecular function: nucleic acid binding; zinc ion binding. The coding region runs from base 105 to 767 and encodes 220 amino acids.
CAACUCUUUAAAGCGCACCCACUCACUCUCCCCAAAACAAAGCGGCGAAAUUUCCAGAGAAAGAACAAGCUAGGGUUUUUUUUUUUUUUCUUUUGCAUCCAUCCAUGGCGGAAAGCGAGGUGAAGAGGGGAACUGUGAAGUGGUUCAAUGAUCAGAAAGGGUUUGGAUUCAUCACUCCAGAUGAUGGAACUGAAGAUCUGUUCGUUCAUCAAUCGGUCAUCAAAUCUGACGGUUUUCGCAGCCUCGGGGAAGGUGAGCAGGUCGAGUACCUGGUGGAGUACAGCGACGACGGCCGCGCUAAGGCAGUGAACGUGACUGGACCUGACGGUGCGCCCGUGCAAGGAAGCACUCGCGGAUCGUACGGAGGAAGAAGCGGUGGCGGGGGCGGAGGGGGAGGCUACAACGGUGGAAGUAGGGGUGGUGGUGGCCGGUCUUAUGGCGGUGGUGGUGGAUAUGGAGGAGGCGGUGGAGGUGGAGGAGGCGGUGGCUGUUUCAAUUGCGGCGAGACUGGGCAUAUGGCGCGCGAGUGUCCACAAGGAGGGGGUGGAGGCGGCGGAUAUGGCGGUGGCGGGGGAUAUGGAGGCGGUGGCGGUGGUGGCUAUGGAAGCGGUUGUUUCAAGUGCGGUGAGGCAGGUCAUAUGGCCAGGGAGUGUCCCCAGGGUGGCGGCGGCGGCGGGGGUGGAAGGUACGGCGGUGGUGGAGGAGGUGGUUGCUAUACCUGUGGGGAAGAAGGGCAUUUUGCCCGUGAAUGCCCCAACAACCGCUGAACUUAAAAUCAUUUUACCCUUGGUGGUACACCUUCAGCUCUAUCGGCUAGUUAUCUUGUUUUGCUACCCAAUGCCUUUCUGCAAAAAAGGCUAAAUUAUCAGUAUUUUAAUGGCGUUUGUUUUGUCCUGGAUGGUUUUCUUUAGAAGAUAUAAGUGUUGAAUCUGAAAAUGGUGAUUGAUGUUGGCUUUAAAUUUUGCUCUGCUGCGGCUUGUGUGUGAUUUUUGUUGAUGGUGUAUACAUGUAUAUCCAUAUGCAUGUUGGCUACUUUCUGGGGUUAUAAAUGAUAAUGGAACAUGAAUUUCCUCCA